CUCGGGCCAGAGCCGCGCGCUCUUUCUCCGACAGCUGCUCCGAGUGCCCAGCGUGCCGCGCCGCGCGUCCUGUCCGUCUGUCCCCGCGGGUCGUGCCCACCGCCGCCGCCGCCGCGCCAUGACCACCCAGCAGAUAGUCCUCCAGGGCCCGGGACCAUGGGGCUUCCGCCUCGUGGGCGGCAAGGAUUUCGAGCAGCCUCUCGCCAUUUCCCGAGUCACUCCUGGAAGCAAGGCUGCUAUAGCUAAUUUAUGUAUUGGAGAUAUAAUCACGGCCAUCGAUGGGGAAAAUACCAGCAAUAUGACACAUUUGGAAGCUCAGAACAAAAUCAAAGGCUGCACAGACAAUAUGACUCUCACAGUAAACAGAUCUGAACAAAAAAUCUGGUCUCCCCUAGUGACUGAGGAGGGGAAGCGACAUCCAUACAAGAUGAAUUUAGCCUCUGAACCUCAAGAGGUCCUGCAUAUAGGAAGUGCCCACAACCGAAGUGCCAUGCCAUUCACUGCCUCACCUGCCUCCAGCAUGGCCCCCAGGGUCAUCACCAACCAGUAUAACAACCCAGCUGGCUUGUACUCUUCUGAAAACAUCUCCAAUUUCAACAACGCUGUGGAUUCAAAGACUUCAGUCAGUGGGGAGGAGGCAAAUGGCAGACCUUUCGACCAUCCUCCGUCUUCAGGCGGCCUUGUCAUUGACAAAGAAUCUGAGGUUUACAAGAUGCUACAGGAGAAGCAGGAGUUAAAUGAGCCCCCGAAACAGUCCACAUCAUUCCUGGUUCUGCAGGAAAUCCUGGAAUCAGAGGAAAAAGGGGAUCCCAACAAGCCUUCAGGAUUUAGGAGUGUUAAAGCUCCCGUCACCAAAGUGGCUGCCUCAAUUGGAAAUGCUCAGAAGUUACCCAUGUGUGACAAAUGUGGCACCGGCAUUGUUGGUGUGUUUGUGAAGCUGCGGGACCGUCAUCGCCACCCUGAGUGUUACGUGUGCACUGACUGCGGAACCAACCUAAAACAGAAGGGCCAUUUCUUUGUAGAGGAUCAAAUCUAUUGUGAAAAGCAUGCCCGGGAGCGGGUCACACCACCUGAGGGUUACGAUGUGGUCACUGUGUUCCCCAAGUGAUCCAGAAGAUCUGUAUAAACCGCUGCUCUCCAGCCAGCCUUUACAGCACCUUGUUUGCUGAGUGUUCUGGUCCUCUCCUGAAAGUCCCCUGCUUCCUUUGGGAUUAUCCUUGCUCAUUAAAUGUUGAGUCCCCCUUCUUCAGGUAAUGACUCACAUUGGUUGUGUGAUGCCUACUUUUACAACUAAUGGGAAGUGGUUUUGUACAUUGUCCUAUUGCCACCAUCACUGUGCACCUUCCUCACCUUGGGUCUUCUCUGGACACCAGCCACAUUUGAACAAAACCAAAUUUAAUAUGUCUACAUUGUUUUCAUUUUUACUCAAUAAAUUUA
Castor canadensis (American beaver) is the source of this 1437-nucleotide messenger RNA. RefSeq names its product PDZ and LIM domain 1 (gene Pdlim1). Gene Ontology annotation, cellular component: filamentous actin; adherens junction; Z disc. The record is from RefSeq and is a predicted model, not a curated record. NCBI's taxonomy places the organism in Eukaryota, Metazoa, Chordata, Mammalia, Rodentia, Castoridae. Gene Ontology annotation, biological process: muscle structure development; heart development; actin cytoskeleton organization. Gene Ontology annotation, molecular function: actin binding; muscle alpha-actinin binding.